GAGAGCGGUUAGUUCUACGUUUCUUCUCGCGGAACGCGGUCUUUGUUCAAUCGCGUCGCGUUGGUGCGCGGUAAACGCGUGCUCGCGAUGGUAAUUUCAUCGUUGUUGUAUCGUUGAACCACUCGAACUCACCGUGUUCUCGCCAAAUUUACUAUUAUGCGAUAAAUCUCGCGUUAUUGAAGUAAUUUUUACCGUAGAAACUAUUCUUCACGGUGGUUAUUUAGUGUUUAGCGAAUUAGUGAACAGUACUGAAUAAAAAGAAAAAAAAGAGAAAGGAAAGACAAGGUGACGAGACGGAAGGACACACGAUGCAACGACUCCAAGGAAGAUUGAUUUACAUAACCGAUGGGAUAUCUUCCUCGAAACGCGAGUUCAAGCCUGUUGAAGUCAAUUAAUUCUGGCCAAUUAACGCCAUAUAACGUCAAUUACAGAUUCGUCGAGUCACGACGAUGUACUCCCAAGAAAUCGUAGUACCGUUACUCUCAAAGUUGCUUUUACAACAACGUGGUCGCAUUUCUGUUUCGCCAUCUCUCGUCUGUCCCAUCAUUUGUCAGCUUUUAUAUUUCUAUAAAAGUUAUUUUCUUUCUUUCGUUUUUCUUUCUCUGUUUCUUUUAUUUAAUCCUUUUUUUUUAACAAGACAUUUGUGAUGCGUGGUCAACAAUCCGAACGUUCAACCUUAUUCCUAAACUAUAUAUGUAUCGAGCUUAGUUACGUGUGUUUGCUGACGAACAAACGUAUACCAUGAUGCGUGCUAAUAGCGUAACCAGCUGUUACGGAUACAUGUGUCGAAUGCAAAGACGGAAAAAAUAUUUUCGUAGCCAAACAAGAUACGCGUUCUACGUCAAAGAGAACUGUCAAUUAAAUAACGCGAUAAAAACGGAGAAAAAUAAUCGAAUAUUGCAUUCGUUUUGCAUUUUACAAUUGCAUUUUAAAGAAAGACUAUGUUUCAUCGCGGUUUGAAGCUACAACUUUGGUACCGAGAUAACUGAAUCGGAAGAAUAUAUUUGUUUCAUUUCCGAGGAAUGCUAAAUUUCUAUUGAAAUAUGUACAUAUAACGGAUACGUGGGAUAAAGAAAGCAGAAAGAGAAAUAAAGUAGAGAAAUAAAAAUAAAAUAAAGUAAAAAUAAAAACUCAGUGAAUUAUAUGUAUAUAUCAGAAUUCUGAUUGUAGAGCAAUCCAACGGCUACAAAAAUCGCGAAAAGCUUCUAUCAUUUGAAACACGUUUUCUUGUUCUUCUUACUUCAUCAACCAACAACCACGCUGUAAACCACCGAUAAUUCAAGCUAACACAAACAAUCCGUAUAAAUAAACAUGAUCACAAUAACCAGAAAUCCGUGAGAGAUAUUUCCUCAACAAGGAAGAAUGCAACCCGGAGAAUUCGAUGAAUCAACUUAGAAGUAUCUCUCUUAAAAAUAUCGGUUCGUUUCCAACGAGACAGAGGUAUGCCAUUCAAAGAGACCACUGUUCUUUAAACGAAAAUACGGCCAAUGAUAGACGAUCUGAUCGAUGCAAAAAAGCACAAAGUGAUGUACAAGGUAAUGAAAAAGUCCUGUAGACUUAGCUCAAAGUUGCUAAAAAGGACAAAUAAUAUAUAAAAAAGGAACGAGGUGGGCAGUAGGAGAGAAUCAUCGGAAGAAUGUCGUGCAGGAAAAAGAUCGACUCGAAACUCUGGCUGGAGUAUACCCAAACGAUGGAAACCGAGGUGCGAACUCUCAAGCAAGAGCUGGUUCGUACUCAGGAGGCCUUGAAGGCAGCCACGAAGAGAUGCCGUGAUCUGGUGAAAGAGCUGGACAAUCGCACUGCGAACCACGAGUCCGAAAGAAGUCUUCGAGAUCAGCAAUUAUCGCGGAUACUUCGUGCUCUGUUGGUGCUGGAGGCACGGCUGAAGCAAGAGCAGAAAUCGAUCAGACAACUACUUUGCGAAAAGGACAAUGUGAUCAAGAACCAGCAGCUUGAAAUCGCUAAGCUCAGACGUUACACCAAGAAUUAUAUCAAAUGCAAACGCGAACAGACCCUUGGUAAAUCGUCAAUGAAGCUUAACACGGCAACCGACAUUAAAAACAACGAUUUGCAAACGCCCAAUGCCGAUGCAGGCUCCAGGCAAAACUGUGGAAUUAGUAAAGACAUUCAAAACCUGAAGUGCGAGAUAAUCACAAAACUGAAUUCGUCGGAGAUACCUGUUGCGCUCGAAGAGUUGGACAGAGGGGUGAAGAAGACGCACAGCUUCGCUGGGAGCGAUAUUUCGAAAACGAGUCUGACGAGCAGCGAAAACACAGAUGUGUCGAUUAUCACAACCACCACAGAGGGCAGCCCCUCGUUGCUCAGCACCGAGGGUUUCUGCGAGGGCGAAAGUAGCGACGUUUCACCCGGUUCCACGCUGAAUAAAUCCAAUAGAUGUUCGCCUACGAUGGUUACGGAUAGCGAGAACGAAAUCACAAUGAUCUACGAUGGUGAUGAUGAUGAACAGACGAUGUUGGUUGAAAACGGUUCUAAAUUGCCGAGGAAAAAGCUAGGAAUCGGUAGAUCGAGAACACAGAAGGCUUUGAACGAAACGGACAUGAUCGAACCGACGAAUAUCGCGAGAACGGAAAGUAAAGACGACGGAAUGGACUGUAACUUUGUGUCAGAGGACGAAGAAAAAGAACAGGAACCAAUUUAUGUAAACGCUUGCAACGAGACAAACUCAAGAAAUUUAGAACACACAGGAAACGUGAUCGCGGAAAUGCCGAAGAUGAACGAGGAUUAUAGUAAUAAUAAUAAUAACAGUAGCAAUAACGGGAGUAAUAAUAAUAAUAGUGUAUGCCUAAAAAUGGAAAUCGAAGAACACAACGCAGAAGAGACCAGCGGGAACUGGUACAGCGACCCUGACGAGGAUAAAGUCAACGACGACGUCUUUAGGCACAGCACAUAUCGACCGAAUAGCAAACAUAAUUCCGUUUUGGAGUGUGUUAAUCAGAUCCUUUUACGAGACAUGGAGGAGGAAGAGAGUAUUCUUUCCAUACCUAGGAAGUUUAAACAUCGAGGAAGAAUCGUCCGAUUUCAACCAGCUAAAUUAUCGGAUAUCGAGUCCGUGGGAUCUGAAAUGGAGAGGAAGAACUCUGAAGAAGGAAUUACAGAAAAAGAAUUAGCUAGCAACGAAUUGACCGAUGUUUCUGUAAACAGUUUCGAACCCACUGCUACAGAAGACGAGUUUGGCAUGAGUCUUACUGAAAGUACUUCAACCUCAAAUGUUGCAACCACGAUCACGAAUCAUGAGUCGAGUCUUGAGGAAGAAUCGGAAGAAUCAAAGGCUAUUCCAAUUGUCAUUAUAGAACCAAAGGUCGAAGUUGAGGAGACGAGGCAUACGAGUUUCCCCUCUUCACAGGUGAUACAAAAGACGAAAACGUCUGUAAAUGCGUCGAAUCCACCUUUAAAAUUAGAGCGUAUCGAGGAAAAGACUUGUCUGCAGAUGUCUACGAAAGGAUUGACCAUAGCAAAAAAUUUGGAUUAUGAGGAUAUCGAGUCACUUCCGGAGAUUAUAUCACCACCUCCUAAAACACCUCCUGCGUUGCCUCCCAAACCGCAGUUCAAGAAUAACACGUUAAUCUUAAAAAAGAUUCCUAGCCCCUCGUUUCUCAUCGAUGAGACGCGGAAGAAGCAACAGCUACUUGAACCUAGUUCGUCUGAACAUAGCAAGAAGAUAUUCGGUUUUAUAUCUUCUCCUUUAAAAUCUGCGGGGAUUAACGUAUCAUCUGCGAGAAGUUUAAACUUCGACGAUGCGAUUAAUAAAGUUACAGGGAACAAUGAAGAGGGGAACUUCUGGAAAAACAGGUUUAAUAAUGUCCGAUCUUCAUUCCAGACGCGUCAGAGCGUCAGUCAUGAAACUAACGGGGAACAAACCCGGAAAAUUCCCAGAGUCACUAACAUCGUUCGCCAUUUUGAAGAAUUCAAAAUUGGCGGUGAAUCGGAGGAUCAAACAAAAGAACGCACGAAAACCAAGGAGAAACAUGUCCAUUCAGAAUUUGAUCAGGAAUUUGAUAUCAGACAAAAUUUUGAAGAGUUCAAUUUGGAUGAAUGUGAUUUGUCAGAUGAUCCGGAUAGACCAGAGGGCGAUGGAUCGGAGAGGCUCGGUAAUCUUGGGGCGACGGUUGGUCAGAACGAGAAAACUGCCGCAACCAAAGACAAUAAUAAUGUUCCUCUUGCUGCGAGCAAUUCGAGCAGCGGCUACGAUCACUUCUUAGAAACUACAGGUCUUAGCAACAAAUCCAUAUUAACACCAUCGAGGUUGCUGAGCAACCACAAGAGUAUGUUAAAGCCAAAAGACGUCAAGUAUAAGAAUAAGAUCAAAGCGACAGCAGUUAUGGAAAAACAUGGUGUUUCCACGACGAAUAAUACUACCCAUAUUAGACAUUGGACUGGCCCAUUCGUCUGACGACUGGUUCAAGUUUUUCCAAAAAAUCUGUUUCGACAAGAAGCAUCUGCCGAAGGAACUUAAAUUAAUAAGCAAACGAAAAGUAGUAACCAUAAUAUGAAUUAGUGAUCAUUAAAACCGUGCUAGGAACACGAUUCUUUAAGUGCAAAAUGUAAUUCUGUAAAUUAUUAAUGUUCUCUUUCCUCUUUUUAAUACCUUUAUCAGAUCUUUUGUUACUAAAGAAAUUGUGGAACGUAGAAGUUAAUUUAUUUAUAGCACCUUCAAUUUAAAGAAUACUUGAAUAUGUUGUAUAUUUUAAUAAAAUAUCGUUUACCUAUUUAUAGCAUUACUAAUCAAGUCACAAUGGAUUGAGUAAUUAAUAGUACAUCAUUGGGAAUAGCUUAUAAACGUAAAUACUUACAUACGUUAAUAAGCUUUUUUCACUAUAAAGUGCCACAAGUAAGUUCAUUUACUACGGAAAUCAACGUUUUUGUUAUUUUCUAGUUAAAGUUGUACAUCAAAAAUUGAAAAUAUUAAAUUAUAAUGGUCUUAAAUUAAGCUAUAAUUACGUUCAUCAUCCGGUAUUUUGUGAAAUUUUAAAUAUCAAACUCUAAUCAGUAUCUCAACCAAUUGUUAGUUAAACGUUGUAGCAUUUGAGAAUCUGUAUGUACGUAAUUACGGAUUAACUAUUCAUCAACUAAAUGAUACAAAAGCAAAAUAUACGCAUUCUAUAAAAGUAUUAAAGGCAUUCAUUCGAGGAUAAAAGUAAAGAUGUACUUAUUUUUUGUUGGAAAUAAAAUUAAAGAUGACUUUAUUGAAAGAUUCCUGCGUUUGAUUAAGAAAUAGGAAUACACCAGUAUAAUAUUAAGUAUUUUGUGGCGAUUUAUAAACAACUAGAACAUAUGAUACAAUUAUAUAUAAUAUACAUAUAUAUAUAACUUCUACUAUCUAUAAAAAUACAACGCAACUCUAUAAAAAUACAGUGCUAACUGUUACUGGUAUCAAAAUCUAAAUAGAGCAUGGAAGAGAAAAGUACUUUAGAAAAUGGACAAUAUUUAAAUUCGAACAUUUCAUCGGUAAAUGUUUUGAAAGUAAUUCCAUUUUCGUAGGUUAGUAUGAAUCACUCGUUCAGGCACUCUAUUACACUUGGCUAGUGCUAUAUUAUCAAUACAAAUGUAUAGACAUAGCUGAAAAAUUGCGUGAACAAUCACGCAAUUAAUUUGGCACAAUGGUUUCUUCAAGUUUCU
Molecule: messenger RNA, 5637 nt
Organism: Bombus terrestris (buff-tailed bumblebee)
Lineage: Eukaryota; Metazoa; Arthropoda; Insecta; Hymenoptera; Apidae
Product: probable serine/threonine-protein kinase DDB_G0282963
Exons: 4
Coding region: 1637-4411 (924 amino acids)
Source: RefSeq, a predicted model, not a curated record